Mastomys coucha (southern multimammate mouse) is the source of this 1810-nucleotide messenger RNA. RefSeq names its product radical S-adenosyl methionine domain containing 1 (gene Rsad1). The record is from RefSeq and is a predicted model, not a curated record. Gene Ontology annotation, biological process: porphyrin-containing compound biosynthetic process. Gene Ontology annotation, cellular component: cytoplasm. Lineage: Eukaryota; Metazoa; Chordata; Mammalia; Rodentia; Muridae. Bases 81 to 1409 code for a protein of 442 amino acids. Gene Ontology annotation, molecular function: 4 iron, 4 sulfur cluster binding; coproporphyrinogen oxidase activity. The transcript has 11 exons.
ACGCGGCUCAGCCGGGGACACAUCCUUGCCGGGCGCGCUGUCGAGGUCUCGCAUCCCUACUUUCUGCCGCCUUGCGCGCCAUGGUCCCCUCCCGGGUCCGGACCGGUAGAUGGGUGGCAGCGGCCAGGGCGGCCCAGAGGCGCCCCCGUGUGGACAGCUUGGGACAGCCUCCGAGUCCUAAAUGCACGAGCACGCGCGCGGCGCUUUACGUGCACUGGCCUUAUUGCGAGAAGCGCUGCAGCUACUGCAACUUCAAUAAGUACAUCCCCCGCGGCGUGGAGGAGGGGGCCAUGCGCAAUUGCUUGGUGACUGAGGCAAAGACGUUGUUGCGGCUCAGCGGGGUGCAGAGGGUGGAGUCUGUGUUCUUUGGUGGGGGAACCCCGAGUCUGGCCAGUCCCCACACUGUGGCUGCUGUCCUGGAGGCCGUGGCACAGGAAGUCUACCUGCCUGCAGAUUCGGAAGUCACCUUGGAGGCCAACCCCACUUCAGCCCCAGGUCCCAGGCUGGCAGCUUUUGGGGCAGCAGGAGUGAACAGGUUGUCCAUUGGUUUACAGUCCCUGGAUGACACGGAGCUGCAGCUGCUGGGCCGGACUCACUCAGCCAGCGAUGCUUUACGGACUCUGGCGGAGGCCAGGCUCCUUUUCCCUGGCAGAGUGUCAGUGGAUUUGAUGCUGGGGUUACCGGCACAGAAGGUGGAGCCAUGGCUUCAACAGCUUCAGAAACUGCUAUACCACUGUGAUGACCACCUCUCCCUCUACCAGCUGACCCUGGAACGGGGCACCUCACUCUUUGCCCAGGUGCAGCAGGGUACCCUCCCGGCCCCUGACCCGGACCUGGCUGCUGAGAUGUAUCAGGAGGGCAGGACAGUCCUUCGAGACGCUGGCUUUCGCCAGUAUGAGGUCUCUAACUUUGCACGGAACGGGGCGCUCAGUGCUCACAACUGGACGUACUGGCAGUGCGGUCAGUACCUUGGCAUUGGGCCUGGAGCCCAUGGACGAUUUGUGUCCCAGGGAGCUGGAGGCCAUGCCCGGGAAGCACGGAUCCAGACACUGGAGCCAGACAAUUGGAUGAAAGAGGUGAUGCUCUUUGGUCAUGGCACCCGGAAGUGCGUUCCCCUGGGCAAGCUGGAGCUGCUGGAGGAGGUUUUGGCUAUGGGGCUGCGCACGGAUGUUGGGCUCACUCACGAGCACUGGCAGCAGUUUGAGCCCCAGCUGACCCUGUGGGACGUGUUUGGAGCAAGCAGGGAGGUGGCGGAUCUGCUAGCACAGGGUCUGUUGCUGCUGGACGAUAGGGGUCUCCGGUGUUCCUGGGAGGGUCUAGCUGUGCUGGACUCCCUGUUAUUGACCCUCCUACCUCAACUCCAAGAGGCCUGGCAGCACAGGCCUCCCUCACCCGUGUCAGGAGGAUGACCAGACAUUCCUGUAUCAUGGGGCAGCACCAGUUGGACUUGGAGCCUGGGCCAGCAUGGUGGGCAUCUACCUAGACCUCAGGCCAUUUUAACUCAGCCUGGGGCUGCUCUCAAACCUGACCAGCUUACACAGGCCUCAAGUGCUUUGCUGAACUUUCUUGUAAUUAAGAUCCCAGGGAGAAGGCAGAAUCCUGAGGCUUGGCAGCACUGAAGAGAGCUUAAAGGGGCUCUAGGAAGAACCUGUUCUGGCCUAUUUCAACUUCAGUCUGUGACUUUUCCUGGCUCUGGGCUGCCAACACAUGAUGGCAUACCCCACCAUACCCCACCCCCUACCCCCGACCCUGGCUCUUCUCCCUCCCUCUUUAGUGAGUUUCUGAUUAAAGGGGUCAAUGGAUAAUCUGA